CCCCAUGGAGCUGCUACGGAAAUGGCUGGGCCACCCCGAGGACAUCUACAACCUGCUCCGCUUCAAGAUGGGCGGCUACCGCGCCGUCAUGCCGCGGAUGGACACGGACUCGCUGGGAUGUGGCCUCCGAACCUGCUACCGAUACCUCAACCAGACCAGCCGCAGCUUCGCCGCCGUCAUCCAGGCUCUGGAUGGAGAGCUGCGCCAUGCAGUCUGCAUCUUCUACCUGGUUCUCCGUGCCCUGGACACUGUAGAGGAUGACAUGAGCAUCCCUUUGGAUGUCAAGGUCCCGAUGCUGCACGAGUUCCACUCCCACCUGUACCAGCCAGACUGGAAGUACACAGAGAGCAAGGAGAGGGACAGGCAGGUGCUGGAGGACUUCCCAACGAUCUCCAUGGAGUUCAGAAAACUGUCCAAGGUCUACCAGGAUGUGAUUUCAGAUAUUUGUCACAAGAUGGGUGUUGGGAUGGCAGAGUUCUUGGAGAAAAAGGUGGAUUCUCAGCAUGAGUGGGACAAGUAUUGUCACUACGUUGCUGGGCUGGUGGGGAUUGGCCUUUCCCGUCUCUUCUCUGCAUCAGAGCUGGAAGAUUCCAUCGUGGGGCAGGACACAGACCUGGCAAACUCCAUGGGCCUCUUCCUGCAGAAAACCAACAUCAUCCGUGACUACCUGGAGGACCAGAUGGAGGGAAGGGAGUUCUGGCCCAGAGAGGUUUGGAGCAGAUAUGCCAAGAAGCUCUCAGACCUUGCCAAGCCAGAGAACAUCGACGCGGCCGUGCAGUGCCUCAAUGAGCUCAUCACCAACGCCCUCCACCACGUCCCCGACGUCCUCACCUACCUGUCCCGCCUCAAAAACCAAAGUGUCUUCAACUUCUGUGCUAUCCCCCAGGUGAUGGCCAUUGCCACGCUGGCUGCCUGCUACAACAACCAGCAGGUGUUCAAGGGGGUGGUGAAGAUCCGCAAGGGCCAGGCCGUCACCCUCAUGAUGGAUGCCACCAACAUCCAAGCUGUCAAAGCCAUCAUGUACCAGUAUGUGGAAGAGAUCUACCAGAAGAUCCCGAGCACGGACCCCUCGUGCCACAAGACGCAGCAGGCGAUCGCCGCCAUCCGCGCCGCCAGCCUGCCCGGCGGCCCCAUGGCCUCCCGCCACCACUACUCCCCCAUCUACCUGUCCUGUGCCAUGCUGCUGGCAGCCCUGAGCUGGCAGUACCUCAGCACCCUCUCCAAGGCCACCGAGGAGAUGGUUUGAAAUAGAAACUCCAGUUGUUUCUUUUCUUCCUUGAGAUUUGAGGCAUCUUUCCAGGUCAGAGCUGAGCAAAACCCCUGAAGGUUUUGCCUCCCUUUCUUAGGCAGCCUCUUCUCCCUCACCUCUGGUGCCUGCUCCAUGCUGGAAAGAUGCUGCUUCAGCUGGGAGAGGAAUGUGCUUCCUUAUCCAAGGAAAAAGCUCUGGCCACUUUCUGGCCCUCAGUGAUUGGCAUCCUGCAGCCUGGAAGCAGGCAGAUUGUAGCCACAUUUCUGUUGUGCUGAAGGAUGCUGAAAUGAGCCCUUUUCAUGUUAAAUAUAUGAGAGGUGAGGUACUCUGUCCACCUGAAUGUGCCCCCAGCUGAAAGGCAGCUGGGACAUGUGGCCCCUGCAGUGACACAGAUCUCGUUUCAGCAGUGGGGAAAUGGUUAAAAUGAGAAAUGAGCUGCCAGCACAGCCCUGAGCUCAUAACCCCAGGCCUGACCCCACAGCAGGCUCUGGGCUCUGCGCUGACCCAGCCCCAGGGCAUGGGUGGCAGAGCAAGGCAGGGGAGUGAGGGUUUGCACCCUGCUGUCCCUCAUGGGAUGCUUUUAGAGGGGGGCAUUGCUCACCCUGGAAGGGAGGAGUGAUCCCUGCCAGCAGCUGGGAAGGCUGGAGCCACCAGGGGUGACCAGGGCAGGUUUCCCUGACCCACUUGGCUCUGGCUCUGGCUCUGGUUGAUGUGUGAGCUGCAAGAGGCUCCCACUGCUGUCUGCAAACACAUCAGGCUGGACUCACAAGAGGAAACAGCACUCUGAAGGCAAGUCCUGUUCUCCUGGGGUGGAUUGUUGCUUGCAAGGUCCCUACCCACCCCUUUCAAAUGCUGCUUUGCUGUCCUGAAGGGAAGGAGAGCCCAUGUCCUGGUCUAGGACAGAGCUGCCAGGUGCAGGGUGGUGGCCUUUGCAAGGCCAAGCCCCUGUGGCCAGGCUGUUACUCAGAAGGAGAGCCCCUACUCCACAGUUCCUGGUGUAGAUUUAAGCUGUUGUUCUAAAGAAACUCGUGGUAGCUCUAUUUGUGCAGCUUCCAGUCUUGUUGAAAUAAAAAGUUUUCUUUGGAAAA
Agelaius phoeniceus (red-winged blackbird) is the source of this 2337-nucleotide messenger RNA. The record is from RefSeq and is a predicted model, not a curated record. Lineage: Eukaryota; Metazoa; Chordata; Aves; Passeriformes; Icteridae.